CCUCGCAAUCCUAAUCCCCUCGUCUUGCUCCCCCCCGUCCUUCCCCACCACACUCACUCACAAUGGCUUCCGGUUUCGGUAACAACGGCGGUCCUUCCCGCUGCUACAACUUCUGGCAGGAGGUUCUCGGUUGCUACGUCGUUAACGGCGGAGAGGGUGAGGCUGGCAAGAAGAAGUGUGUGCCCGCUCUGGAGGAUUACUACGAGUGCCUGCACCACAAGAAGGAGGCUCUCCGCACGAUGAAGAUGCAGGCCGCCUACCGCAAGGCUGAGGCCGCAACCCCCCGUGAAAACGCGCCCAAGGCGGAACAGAUUCGCAGUCUGGGACUGCUAGGGAAAGAGGAGGAGGCAGCGGCAUUUUUGGCCAAGGCUUGAGGGAUGAUAUGCGCAUAUCUGGUGCGAAUACGUAUUGAUUUUUUCCAUUGUCACUAAAGCUAUGCUGUUUUUUUCUGUUUACCCCUGUGGAGUCCUUCGAUGUAUAGAAAUGGAC
Messenger RNA from Aspergillus costaricaensis CBS 115574, 489 nucleotides. RefSeq lists its product as uncharacterized. The coding region runs from base 63 to 374 and encodes 103 amino acids. The transcript is spliced from 3 exons. The record is from RefSeq and is a predicted model, not a curated record. Gene Ontology annotation, biological process: mitochondrial respiratory chain complex I assembly. Lineage: Eukaryota; Fungi; Ascomycota; Eurotiomycetes; Eurotiales; Aspergillaceae.